AUGCGCUCCUCGCCCUCACUUCUCUUUCGAGCUGUAAGAGCUCUUCAACAUGAAAAUCCUUUGGGUCUUCCUCGAUCAGGCACUCCGCCAAGCUGGCCAAAACGGCCGCAGAAGCGGAAGAUUGCUGGAGUAGACAAGGUCAUUGCGGUAUCUUCCGCCAAAGGUGGUGUUGGCAAAAGCACCGUCGCCGCAAACCUAUCACUGGCCUUUGCUAGACUAGGGUACCGCGCCGGAAUACUAGAUACAGAUAUUUUCGGCCCAUCCAUUCCUACUUUGUUCGAUCUAUCAGGGGAGCCCAGGCUAUCCAACAACAAUCAACUAGUACCCUUGACAAAUUAUGGCGUCAAGACAAUGUCGAUGGGCUAUCUAGUGGGAGAGAGUGCCCCCGUCGUGUGGAGAGGGCCAAUGGUUAUGAAGGCAAUUCAGCAGCUUCUUCACGAAGUAGACUGGGGUGGCUUGGAUAUCCUUGUUUUGGAUCUGCCUCCCGGCACAGGAGAUACGCAGUUGACUAUUACUCAGCAAAUCAUCUUGGAUGGAUCCGUCAUCAUCACUACACCACAUACUUUGGCAACAAAGGACGCAGUCAAGGGCAUAAACAUGUUUAAAACAGUUGGCGUCAAUAUCCUCGGCGUGGUCCAAAACAUGUCUCUGUUUAAUUGCCCACACUGCCAUCAGGAUACUCAUGUUUUUGGAUCGAACAAGAAGGUUGAGAAGCUGUGUCAAGAGCAUGGGAUUGACUUUCUAAGAGACAUUCCUCUUCAUCCCAACAUUGGCGAUGACGGGGAAAGGGGGAAGCCGACAGUCGUCUCUGAACCAUCCAGCGAACGAGCAUCAGCCUUCCUAGAUAUAGCUAGAGCUAUUUGCCCCAAGAUUGACCUGAAGGAGGUUGGGAGCCAUAAUCACUAA
This is a messenger RNA of Trichoderma breve, 906 nucleotides long. RefSeq names its product NUBPL iron-transfer p-loop NTPase domain-containing protein. The transcript is spliced from 5 exons. Gene Ontology annotation, biological process: mitochondrial respiratory chain complex I assembly; iron-sulfur cluster assembly. Bases 1 to 906 code for a protein of 301 amino acids. Gene Ontology annotation, molecular function: ATP binding; ATP-dependent FeS chaperone activity; 4 iron, 4 sulfur cluster binding. Lineage: Eukaryota; Fungi; Ascomycota; Sordariomycetes; Hypocreales; Hypocreaceae. Gene Ontology annotation, cellular component: mitochondrion. The record is from RefSeq and is a predicted model, not a curated record.